AUGAGUAUUACUUUAGAUUAUGGCUCCUGGCUCGGUGAUGAAGGAGAUACUACAGACAGCGCAACCUCUCGUGAGCCAUCGCCUGCUCGCUAUCAUUUAGACCAGAGAAGUGAAUAUGGGCAAAACAGUUCAUAUACUAGUCGAGGGCGAGACCCCACUACCCUCGAAAUCGCACGUCUUUUCUCAGACUCCGACGAGACCGUUCCAGAUCAAGACCUUCUCACAGCUGAGAUGAACGCGGCUUCUUCCGCACGCAUUUCAGACAACUUUUCCCAUCCGCCUCCGAAUCUGCCUCGUGGCAGCCAAGGCACAAACCACAUCUCUGGCGCAACCGAUACCGACGACUCCCCAGUCAUUGAUCUUACCGACUCACCUCCACAAGCUUCAACCAGACCAACUACGACUACGACUCCUUGGCGAACAUCUUCACCAACCAGAUCACUCCAACACCCAACCAUGCCACCAACUCUUCGAAGUCAAGCGCAGUCAAGAAGAUCUCCUCAAGCUUCCUCACCGCCACAUCACACAGAUGAGCGCCCAACAAAACGCCAAAGGAUACAUGAAAGGCCACCAGAGACAUCACCUGCCGUACAGCAACCACAGCCAGUCAGGAACGACAGCAUACAAGAAGUCGAAGCCGUAGACUUGACCGAGGUCAACGACGAAUCCGACCUGUCCAAAGCAAUUUCAAAACAACAACAAGAUGCUGUACAAUCGCAAAUGAAACAAACCCAAGGCGACGACCCACCAGGCCGGACACCACUAAGUUCCUACAAAUGCCCUAUCUGCAUGGACACACCGGAGGACGCCACAAGUACAGUUUGCGGCCACCUCUUCUGCCACAAAUGCAUCCUCGACACCCUCCGCUUCAGCGCCCAACAACGCCGCGACGAGGCCGCUACAACCAACAACAGCAAAAGCAAAGGCACCUGCCCGGUCUGCCGCAAACCGCUGGCUCGAAAAGACGAGCCAGGCACCGGCCGCACGCUCGUCCCGCUCGAGAUCAAACUUUCCACCAAGAGAGAUCUGAAGGGGAAGGGAGUCGUGGGAAGGAAUGGUAAUGAUGGGACGUCAGCAAUGCCAGGGAGGGCGAGAAUGCAGACCAAGACCGAGAGAGAGAGUUCGGCGGAUAUGUGGAGGGAUUUAACCACGCUGGAACAUGGCUGA
Molecule: messenger RNA, 1167 nt
Organism: Endocarpon pusillum Z07020
Lineage: Eukaryota; Fungi; Ascomycota; Eurotiomycetes; Verrucariales; Verrucariaceae
Exons: 2
Coding region: 1-1167 (388 amino acids)
Molecular function (GO): metal ion binding
Source: RefSeq, a predicted model, not a curated record